This is a messenger RNA of Vidua chalybeata, 5957 nucleotides long. RefSeq names its product oncostatin M receptor (gene OSMR). The coding region runs from base 506 to 3274 and encodes 922 amino acids. The record is from RefSeq and is a predicted model, not a curated record. Lineage: Eukaryota; Metazoa; Chordata; Aves; Passeriformes; Viduidae. Gene Ontology annotation, cellular component: membrane; external side of plasma membrane. The transcript is spliced from 21 exons. Gene Ontology annotation, molecular function: protein binding; cytokine receptor activity. Gene Ontology annotation, biological process: cytokine-mediated signaling pathway.
CGGCGCGUUCCGACGAGCAGGGGACCCGGCUGACUCGGCCGUGAGGGAGCUCCCGGCGGCUGCAGGCACCCUUCGGUACGGCGAUGCGGGAGUGCUGGAGAAGCGCCUCGUACAGCAUCUCCGUCCUCCGGGAACCCGCCAGCAUCAUCGCAUACCGGUGAAUUUAAGGUGCUUCAUGACCGCCUAGUCUCCUCUGCUUUCAGGAUGCCAUUGCUUAGCUACAGCAUAAAAGCUGCUGAUUUGACUCGAGCAAAAAUUACCUAGAACUUUGGGGAUCAUGUAAGCCAGCCUUUAGCUCUGAAGGAGAAAUAGUCUACCUGGAGAUAUUUAUUUGAAAUAUUCACAGACCAUCUAGUUAAGGAAAUUUCAAUUUCUCAAAGCUCCAGUCUAACUAAAGCCCUCCAUAUAUAGUGUCCUGGGUGCUAACAGAGGAGUUUGCUGGAUUCAUCAGUCAGGCUGUAGGUGGGGCAGAAAUCACAAGUCUUAUACAGGAAAAGGUAGACAAAUGAUGAAUCACUUAAUGAUUCUGGCAGUACUUCUCCCCCUGAGGACGAGCUACAGUACAUACUCACAGCAAGAAUCCGAUGUGUUUCCAGUAACGUACCUUAAUGUUUCCAAGGAUUUGGAUCUUCAACGGCUGCUGGUGGAAUGGGAUGUUGUCAAGUCAGCACAUGAUGCUGAGUUGGCAAUAUCUUUUGAGAUACAAGUCCGUCGAACUGAUGAAGCUACUACUGUGUGGACAGAAUUUCAAAAUGUCACACUUGAUAAAUUGGGAAAGCCUCUUCAUUGGACAUGGGAUUCAGACAUACCUUUGGAGUGUAUGUCACAUGCUGUGAGGAUCAGGAGCAAGGCCAAAACAUCAAAAAUCUGGAGUCAGUGGAGUUUGUGGGAGAUUCUUCCGGGCCUGGACACUUCAAAUAUAAGUGGACCACAAAUCUUUCCAAAAGAAAAAAUUUUAGCAGAAGGCUCUAAUAUCACUCUUUGCUGCAUAGGAGGGAAAGGUCAAACCAUUAAGGAAUUCACUGUAUUCCCAAGUGUUGAUGUUUUCAAGCACACAAACAGUCAAGUCAGAUUUCUCACUGUGGAAAAUCUGUCACAUGACAAAGGGUCUAACAUUCAUGUCUACUGUUAUGAUGAGGAUAAACGGUCACAUGAAGCAGCUUUCUUUGUGGGUAAACCGCCUGACACACCUAAAGAUUUUUCCUGCCAAACUCAAGACAUGAAAAGAGUAACAUGUACUUGGAGAGAAGAAGAGACCUAUCUCUAUGGAAAGAAUUCACCACGCUAUACCUUGUCUAAAACGUCAUCCCAGAAAAUGGCUCUGUGCAAAGCAAGUUGUUCUAAGCAGUGCUCAUGCUCUUGGAAUAUAGGCCAGCAGUGGAUCUGGAAUGUCACAGUGACUGUGGAAAACCCACUGGGAAAGAAAACUGCCACAGAUGUUUUUGAUGUAAAUCACAGAAUGUAUCCCACUGCACCUUUCCAGGUUUGGGAAGAUUGCACAGAUACAGAAAUGACAUUACACUGGAAUUAUGAAAACAAUGAAAUUGAUCUCUUUUGUCAGACUGAAGUGCUCCAACCUGAUGGCAAAGUAGAACUGCACAACAGCUCCAUUGCGGACUCAAGGCGCAUCACAGUGCGUGGGCUGCAGCCGUACUCAGAGUACACGGCCAGGGUGCGCUGCGGAGCGGCCAAACACUUCUGGAGGUGGAGUGAGUGGAGCCAGCCCCUGACCACCAGAACAAAGGAAGGAACUCCAUCAGGAAAACUGGACAUAUGGAGAGAAAUUACACCAGUUCUCAGGGGACGAAAUGUGACCUUGUUCUGGAAGCAAACACCAAGUUUUCAAGCAAAUGGAAAAAUUAUUUCAUAUGAAGUAACCUUGGAAAAAAUAGAAGAUGGCUCCCAGCCUGAAAGCAUCUCCUUUUCUUCAAUCUACAAUAGCACAAGGAUUUUCAUUGAUAGCCAUUCCUACAGAAUCAGUAUUGUGGCAAAGAACAAUGUUAAUUUUUCACUUCCUUCAGUAUUGAUCAUCUCUAGAGCUACAGAUAACAGCACUGAAGAGCUUAAGGAAGGACAGGUUAAUGGUACAGAUGAUGGCAUUUUUAUCUCCUGGGAGCCCAGAAGUAUAUAUGACAGUUACAUUAUUGAUUGGUGUAACUUUCCCAGGUUGCAGCCUUGUGAUUUGCAGUGGAAGAGAUUUGGACCCAACACUUCCAGUACUGUGAUCAGCUCAGCUGCUUUUGUUCCGGGGGUGAGAUACAAAUUCCGCAUCUAUGGCUCUGUUGCUAAUAGAGCAUCCUUACUGGAAAAGAAGAUUGGUUAUCUUCGGGAGCUGCCUCCUUUUCUUGACCCUAUUGUGAGAAAAGUUGACCUGACUUACAAUUCAGUAACACUGUCUUGGGAUUCUUAUCUCACAAAUGAGUCAGAGCCUGGUUUUGUAAGAGGCUACCAUGUUUAUGUAUCACCUAUACAAGGGAACUGCAAUUUGAAAGGAUCAAAAAAGCACAUUCUUUCAGAUGAAUCAGAGCUAUGUAAAUACACAAUUGAAAACCCAGAAGAAAAGAGAUACACCGUGAAACACCUGAUACCAAACACAAAAUACAAAUUAGUGGUUAAAGCAUUUACAGGUGGAGGAGAGACUCCCAUUGUUAACUUCAGAUACAUAGAUACACCAUAUAAUUCAAACAUGCUGUACUUUGUAUUCCUGCUAGUGAUAGUUCCAACCCUAGUAGCAGCUAUAUGCCACUGGAAGAUGAAGUGGGUGAAGGAGUGCUGCUGUCCUGUAAUACCUAGUCCUAACAAGAGCAAAGUGCUGUCAUUCAAAGAGUUUAAGAUUGAUUCUGAGAAAGUGCUGAAGAUAAAUGACUGCCUUCCUGACGUGCUAGCCAUGGACAGUAAUGUUGAAGCUCAUAAAUUGCAUCCUGUUACCUGGAGCCCAUUAUCUUCAACACCAACUGAAGAUAAGAUUGAUGGUCACAAUUCUUCCUGGAUUUACCCUAGUGAAAAUGUAGCAAGGGACUUUCCACCCAUUCCUACACCUCAAACUCAUACUUGUUUUGAGAAUUUUGCUUAUUCUUCUCCACUUGAGGCUGAAUCUGAUCCCUACCAAAUACCGGAGACACUGGAAGCAGGCAAGACAAAUCAGGCAGUGGUGCUGUACCAGCCACAAUGCUACAUAGAUAUUUUUCAUGAGGACACAGCCUCAACAGAGAGAAAGAACAGUCUGAAAUACAUCUCACAAACAGAUGCAUGCUGGCUGGGGGGGAGGCUUUGAUGUUCUGUCCUCCAGUGAGUCAAUUCAGUGUUUGGCUACACACUAUAAGUAAGAAUUUCUAAAGCCACAACUUCUUCUGAUUAGGGUUCUCACAAGCCCAGAUGCCUGACUUCAUUAAUAACAGCAAAGCUGUUGUUUCUGGACUAGUUUCGAGUACUGAUUUACACAGGAAUUACGUGUGUUAUGGUUCCAUUACAACUUACGGGCAUUAGAUGAGAUUUAUAGGCUGGUUUGUGGCUUGUGUUCUGUGUACUCUGGCCACUCCAGCCAGUGGGUACUGUGCUGCUGGGCAUGCAGCAUUACCUGGUCAUUUUGGGGGCUGGGUUGUAUUUUCUCUUUCUCCAACAAUGUAAGAAAUCAUUGUAGAAAUGUUAUCUGCACACAGUGUGGCUCAUUCCUAGAAGAUUUGAAGGAACUUUUACUUACCCAGGAGUGCUGCCCAGAGCACCCAAAUCCAUUGAUCAACCUUCUACUUCACCUGUGUCCUAACUACACUUGAUGUGUGAAAGAGCACAGAAAACAGAUUUUUAGAGGGAUUUUUUAUUUUUACCCUGCUUCCAUAUUUUUUAAUUGGGGCUUCUCACACUUCUGCUUUCUCUGCCUAAAGACCCUUUAAAAUUGUCUUAACUGUACAUUGAAGAGAUGUAGGGAGUUAGGUGGAAAGGAGUUAAUUUUCCAGAAGGAUAGAGCUGGUACCACAUGGCAUGGUCUCUCUGCUGGUGCACGUGACCUGAACUUUUGGCAUUGACCCCUGUACUUCCAUAGCAAGCCCCAGCCAACCAACCAACCAGACAGGCUGGUAGGAAGCACAGGUGUCUGAAUCCCAUUUGUCAAGGACACCAUAUUCAGCCUGCAUACAUCUAGAUCUCCCAACACUACUUUUGCAUGUGUUAAAAAAACAAAAAAAAAAUAUUUAUUAUAACACUCGGAAUCGUUACAGUAGACAGCAGUGAAUUUGGCCUUUCAUUUUGAUUUCAGGAAAUGGUACAUUUGUAAUGAAGCAGCACAGUUGGAAUUGUAGCUGAAAGUCUUAUCCGAUUUACUUCAGUGCACAAGGAACCCUUUGGUUUUACCUCCUUAGGCUGUUUAGAAUCUGUCACAGAGAGAUGGUUUCAACUUAACACAGCAUUAGCAGUUCUCAAAGGUGAAACAAAUGAAGAGUGUCUGACAAUUUGAUAUUCAGCUUGUUUGCUAAAAUGCAGUUACUUCCCUUCCCUGUGUUUAACUAGGCUAAUCACACUCCUAGAAACCAAGCAGCUGCAGACAAAGUGAGUUCUGAUACUGAACCACAUCUAAUUUUUACACUGUUGCUUACAGAUACUGUUGUCACAAGCUGUGUUGCAACAGGAAAACCAGUAAGACCUUGCACAGCCUGUGGGCUGAGACAAGCACUGCCUGUAAACAGAGGGAGAAGUCUUCAGCCAGGAAAAGGGGAGGUACAAAGAUACACAGAGAUGGGCAGAUGUGGUUGGAGGCAUUCAGUCCACACCAUGCCAUGUCCAUCUGUGUGCUGUGCACAGGUGCAGGUGGCUCACAGACUUGAGAAGUAGAGAAGAGUUUGCAGCAUGGUCCUUCCUUUCAGCCUCCAGCCAGCCGAGUAAGGAAACAUGGCCGGGCACAUUCUGCUGAAGGGCAAGAGAACAGGGAGGGUAAGGGAGAAGGCUGAUUUGACAGAUACAUCCCAGAGAAACUUCCUCCCUUUAUCUUAGCCUCUUUGAGUAACAAUGCAUGUGAAAGCUUGAUAACACAGUAUCUUUACAGCUUGGAACAUUUGCUUCUCCAGAAUGCUUCAUCACAUUGCAUGUACUUGAGUAGCUUAAAAGCUUUACUACUAGAAAAAAGGCCAAUAAACAUAAGGGAGCUGCUUUGUCAAAACCAAUACAAAACUUCUGAGCUGUACAUUUCAGAAAAAGGUGUAUUUAUUCUAAAAUGUUGAAAAGGUAUCCUAAAUCAAGAACUAAGGAAUUCAGAUCUAGACAUCAGUCAAAGAAAUCAGAGUACUGUACAAAGCAUUUUGAAUUUUGACAUUGCUGCAGUUCCUUCUGCCAAGGGGACAGCUGCAACCUGGCACAACUCCCAGCUUUGAAAAAGCUGCUGUCUCUGAGGCCUGGCUACAGCAAUCCCACCCAGGAAGUGAAUGAAGGGGUUUGUGGGUUCAGCCAGUUGUACCUUCUGAUGGUGGGAUAAGACAUAUGGGCCUGGCCAUUCCCAGGGAGAUCCUCCUGGUCUGAUGGCAUUCCAUUAUAUGGACUCAGUGACAUACUUGACCACAUUCGAGAUCACUGGGUGAUGGAAGGAGAAGUCAGCUCCUCUUUACCUAUAAAACCUUCUGUUUCCUGGCUCCAAUGGGUGGUGCUUUGUGAAACCUGUGCAUAAAAAGCACAAAAGUGGAGGAUUCCAGGAAGGAUAAUGCCUCUGUGCCAGUCAAAGGGCACAGUCGGGGCACCAGAACUGAAGAUUAGAGAAGUAUUUUGGCAUAUGUGGAGGUGUAUAAUUUUUAUAUAUUAAAACAUCCAUUUGGCAUUAAUGGUUGAACGAGUUCAAAACUGUAAUCCUCCUUUUUUUUUUGUUCAUAAUGAAACUGUCACAGCUGUUGUUGAAAUGGUAAUACUUAAACCAUCACAUAAUUAAACAUCAUUCUCAUAAUUAUUUUUAAAAUAAAAAUGGUGUGUGAACUAUUAAA